Molecule: messenger RNA, 471 nt
Organism: Cadophora gregata
Lineage: Eukaryota; Fungi; Ascomycota; Leotiomycetes; Helotiales; Ploettnerulaceae
Exons: 2
Coding region: 1-471 (156 amino acids)
Cellular component (GO): NatC complex
Source: RefSeq, a predicted model, not a curated record
AUGGACAAAUCUCAAUCAGAAACUUACCUCACCUCCCUCCUCAAUAAAACUCUCCGCAUAACAACAACAGACACGCGCAUGUUUCUAGGCCAAUUCAAGUGCACCGAUUCGGACCUCAACAUCAUCCUCGCCCAAACUUACGAAUACCGCCUCCCAGCUCCGCCAAAACCCAAGCCCUCCCCUUCAACAACCAACUCAUCAAUCCCAAUCGUCCAAGACAUGACCUCCCGCUACGUUGGCCUCGUCGUCGUUCCGGGGGAUUACAUCACACGGAUAGAAGUCGAAGAGUUUGAGAGCCAGAUGAAGGGCCUGGGCAAGGGUGCAGGGAGUGGGAAGAUGGUUGGUGAGGGGUUGAGAGAUUCACCGAGAGAGGGCUCGCGAGAGAAGGAAGGUAGAGAGGCGUUUUGUGUGGGUAGAGUAUGUGAGCCGGAUACGGGAAGUGUUUGGAAGGAGGAGAAUGACGUGGUUUGA